This is a messenger RNA of Phaedon cochleariae (mustard beetle), 1767 nucleotides long. The record is from the annotation of a GenBank genome assembly. NCBI's taxonomy places the organism in Eukaryota, Metazoa, Arthropoda, Insecta, Coleoptera, Chrysomelidae.
AUGAUGGAGAUAACCACCAUGGAGAUGUUGGAGAUUGGGAUUGUCAAGGUGGAGAGGGUGGCGGAUGGGGAUAUGACAGUAGCAUCACUCGGCACCAAAGGUGCCAUGAAGGAAAAAAGCAAAAAUGCAGCGAGAAGUCGAAGGGAGAAAGAGAACGCGGAAUUUUUGGAGCUCGCCAAACUUUUACCUCUACCGGCGGCCAUCACAUCACAACUAGACAAAGCAUCAGUGAUCAGAUUGACCACAUCCUAUCUGAAAAUGAGACAGGUGUUUCCAGAUGGUUUAGGAGACGCUUGGGGAGCAACUCCUGUCAUUCCCCAUCCCAGAGAAGCGCCCAUAAAAGAAUUAGGUUCGUAUCUUCUACAAACUUUGGACGGGUUCAUUUUUGUGGUAGCACCGGAUGGGAAGAUCAUGUACAUAUCAGAGACGGCUUCAGUGCACCUAGGUUUGUCACAGGUAGAACUGACAGGAAACAGCAUAUACGAGUACAUCCACCCCGCCGACCACGACGAAAUGACCGCCGUCCUCACCCCCACCAUGUUCCCGCCAGGGGUGACGCCACUGCACGACCACGAGAGCGAACGGGCGUUCUUCCUGAGGAUGAAGUGCGUGCUGGCGAAACGUAACGCCGGACUCACGAACGGCGGAUAUAAGGUGAUCCAUUGCUCGGGCUACCUCAAAGUAAAGCAGUUCAGCGCCGCCUCUGGCCCGUUCGAGGCUGGUUGCUACCAGAACAUGGGUCUGGUGGCGGUCGGGCAUUCUCUGCCGCCCAGCGCCAUCACCGAGAUCAAGCUGCACACCAACAUGUUCAUGUUCCGCGCCAGCUUGGACUUGAAGCUGAUCUUCUUGGACGCCAGGGUAGCCCAGCUGACCGGCUAUGAACCACAAGACCUGAUAGAAAAAACCCUUUACCACUAUGUUCAUGGAAGUGAUAUUUUAGCAUUGAGAUAUUCCCAUCACCAACUUUUAUGUAAAGGACAAGUCACAACCAAAUAUUACCGAUUUCUCUGCAAAGGAGGAGGUUGGGUGUGGAUGCAAAGUUACGCCACAAUUGUACAUAAUUCGAGAUCGUCAAGACCACACUGUAUAGUAUCAGUCAACUACGUACUAAGCGAAUUCGAAGCCAAAGAACUAGUCCUCAACCUGGCCCAAGGCAGCCCCCGCGAAGACCUGCCCGACUCCCCGCGCUCCCCCGUCCACCCCCCCUCCAACCGCCCCCUCCCCUCCCACAAGUACCAGCCGCCCCAACCAGCGGCCGCCACUCGCCUCCCCUCUUCUAUCGUCUCCCCGCAAACCCCCUCCCUCACCGACGACGACUUCAGCGACUCGAACGGCGCGAUGAGCUACCCCCCACCCCCGCCGGAUUACCCCUCCGCGGUGUUUUUGCACGGCUACGGGGGUGAGGAGGGGUCGUACUAUUCUCCCCACCACCAGGACCACGGCGCGUUCUACCCCUAUUCGGAUUUUUCUGAUUCGGAGAUGACGCAGCAGCAGCAUCAGCAGCAGCAGCAACAACAAACAGUGCAGAGACCUUUCAGCGCUUCUUCGAGCUCAUGCAGCUCGUCCGAGAGCGACCAUUUGCACAUUCAGAACCUGGGCGGAAGCCACGCGUACACCUUCGACGUCAACAACUGUUUCGAGAACGACAACCACCAUCAGGCAACCCAAGGCCACCCGUGGCACGCGCAUCAAGGCCACGCAGCCGGGUAUACUAGCGUGAUAGUGGAUACGCAGCAGUAUCAGCUGGCGAAUGAGUACGUUCACUGA